AGCCCUGCGCUGGGACUGGGGGAGGCGAGACGGCGGAGGCGGCGGGUGGUGUUCGGCCCCCCUCCUCUACGCUUCCAGCCCACGGGCGACUGCGAACUCCGGGCAGCCCCCGGGCGGCGGCCGAGGAUGGCUAGAUAGCGGCGCGCGAGCGGCCCUACACAGAUGAUGGACAUUUCUUUAUGUUUGAAACGACCAUCCUUCCUGGUGGACAGCAAAAGAAUGAGGAUGACUUCAGAUUUCCAGUGGCUCUUAUUAACAGUUCUGCUUCUGUAUUUAACGAAUCAAGUAAACAGCCAGGAAAAAAGGACUCUUCCUGAUUUGAAGUGUGUAACUAACAAUUUACAAGUGUGGAACUGUUCUUGGAGAGUACCUUCUGGAGCAGGUCAUGGUGCUGCUUAUGAAGUUUGCAUUGAAAACCGGUCCCAUUCUUGUUACCAAUUGGAGAAAGAUAUUAAAAUCCCACCUCUUUUACCUGGUGAUUAUGAAAUAACAGUAAACCCUUUAUAUGAGUUUGGAAGUUCCAAAAGUAAAUUCAUACUAAAUGAAAAAAAUGUUUCCUUAAUUCCAGAAGCUCCAGAGAUCUUGAAUUUGUCUGCUGAUUUCUCAACUUCUACAUUACACCUAAAGUGGAAUGACAAAGGUUCUGUUUUUCCACAUGACUCAAGUGUCAUCUGGGAAAUUAAAGUUCUACGUAAAAAGAAUAUGGAAAUUGUAAAAUUAGUGACCUACAGCACAACUCUGAAUGGCAGAGAUACAGUUCAUCAUUGGAACUGGACUUCAGACAUGCCCCUGGAGUGUGCCAUUCACUAUGUGGGGAUUAGAUGCUACAUUGACGAUCCUCAGUUCUCUGGUCGCAAAGAGUGGAGUGACUGGAGCCUACUGAAGAACAUCUCCUGGCCUCCUGAUUCUCAGACUGAGGUUUUUCCUCAAGACAGAGUGGUACUUGCAGGCUCAGAUAUAACAGUCUGUUGUGUGACUCAAGAAAGAGUGUUAUCAGCACAGAUUGGCAGUACACAUUGUCCCCUUAUCCAUCUUGAUGGGGAAAAUGUUGCAAUCAAGAUUCACAAUAUUUCUGCUUCUGCAAGUAGUGGAACAAAUGUGGUUUUCUCAGUAGAAGAUAACAUAUUUGGAACAGUUGUUUUUGCGGGAUAUCCACCAGACAUUCCUCAGAAACUGAACUGUGAGACAUAUGAUUUAAAAGAAAUCAUUUGCACUUGGAAUCCAGGAAGACCGACGUCCUUGGAGGGCCCACGCAGUACAAGUUACACUUUAUUUGAAAGUUUUUCAGGAAAAUAUAUUAGAUUUAGCGGAAAUAAAGUGUCCACAAAUGAAAGCUACCAGUUAUUCUUUCAAAUACUUUCAAACCAAGAAAUAUACAACUUUACAUUGAAUGCUCAAAAUCUUCUGGGUCAGACAGAAUCAACACUUUUAAUUAACGUAACUGAAAAAGUUCAUCCCCGUAUUCCUACUUCAGUCAAAGUGAAGGAUAUUAAUUCAACAGCUGUGACACUUUCCUGGCAUUUACCGGGCAACUUUACAAAAAUUAAACUGUUAUGUCAAAUUAAAAUUAAUAAAACUAACUCAGAGCAUGAAUUGCGGAGUGUCACAAUGAGGGGGGUAGAAAGUUCAAAUUAUCUUACUACUGUGGACAAGUUAAAUCCAUAUACCAUAUACACUUUUCGGAUUCGUUGUUCUACUGACCCUUUCUGGAAAUGGAGCAAAUGGAGCAAAGAAAAACAGUAUUUAACCAAAGAAGCCAUUCCUUCAAAGGGACCAGAUACUUGGAGGGAGUGGAGUUCUGAUGGAAGAAAUCUAAUAAUAUAUUGGAAGCCUUUACCCAUUAAUGAAGCUAAUGGAAAAAUACUUUCUUAUAAAGUAUCGUAUUCAUCAGAUGAGGAAACACAGUCCCUUUCUAUUGCUGAUCCUCAACACAAGGCAGAAUUACAACUUGAUAAAAAUGACUACAUCAUCAGUGUGGUGGCAAAAAAUUCUGCUGGCUUAUCACCACCUUCUAAAAUAGCUAGUAUGGAAAUUCCCAAUGAUGAUCUCAAAAUAGAGCAGGCUGUUGGAAUGGGAAAUAGGAUCCUUCUCACUUGGAAUUACAACCCCAACAUGACCUGCGACUAUGUAAUUAAGUGGUGUAAGUCAUCUCAAUCUGAACCCUGCCUCAUGGACUGGAAAAGAGUCCCUUCAAACAGCACUGAAACUGUAAUAGAAUCUGAUCAGUUUCGACCAGGUGUAAGAUACAAUUUUUCGGUGUAUGGGUGCAGAAAUCAAGGAUAUCAAUUAUUACGUUCUAUAAUUGGAUAUGUAGAAGAAUUGGCUCCAGCUGUUGCUCCAAAUUUUACUGUUGAGGAUACAUCUGCAGAUUCUAUAUUAGUGAAAUGGGAAGAAAUUCCUGUGGAAGAGCUUAGAGGGUUUUUAAGAGGAUAUUUGUUUUACUUUGAAAAAGGAGAGAGAGACACAUCUAAGAUAAUAGGUUUGGGAUCAAGUCGCUUUGACAUAAAGGUUAAGAAUAUUACUGACAUAUCCCAGAAGACACUGAGGAUUGCUGAUCUUCAAGGUAAAACAAGCUACCACCUGGUCUUGCGAGCCUACACAGGUGCAGGAAUGGGCCCAGAGAGAAGCAUGUUUGUGGUGACAAAGGAAAAUUCUGUGGGUUUGAUUAUUGCCAUUCUCAUCCCAGUGGCAGUGGCUGUCAUCAUUGGAGUGGUAACAAGUAUCCUUUGCUAUCGGAAACGAGAAUGGAUUAAAGAAACCUUCUAUCCUGAUAUUCCAAAUCCAGAAAAUUGUAAAGCUUUACAGUUUCAAAAGAGUGUCUGUGAGGGCACCGGUGCUCUUAAAACAUUGGAAAUGAAUCCUUGUACCCCAAAUAAUGUCGAGGUUCUGGAAACUCGGUCAGUGGCUCCCAAAAUAGAAGACACAGAAAUAAUUUCUCCAGUGGCUGAGCGUCCAGAAGAUAGCUCCGACGCAGAACCCGGAAACCACGUGGUUGUGUCCUACUGUCCACCCGUCAUCGAAGAGGAGCUAGCCAGCUCAGGAGCAGAAGAAGGUGGAGGGGCCUCACAAGUCAUUUACAUUGACGUCCAGUCCAUGUACCAGCCUCAGGCAAAACCAGAGGAGGAACUGGACAGUGACCCUGUAGGGGGAGCAGGCUAUAAGCCACAGAUGCACCUCCCUGUUACUUCUACUGUAGACGAUCUGGAUGCAGAUGAUGACUUAGAUAAAACUGCAGGUUACAGACCUCAGGCAAAUGUAAAUACUUGGAACUUGGUAUCUCCAGACUCACCUAGGUCCACAGACAGCAACAGUGAGAUUGUGUCUUUUGGAAGUCCAUGCUCCAUUAACUCCCGACAAUUUUUGAUUCCGCCUAAAGAUGAAGAUUCUCCUAAGUCGAGUGGAGGAGGAUGGUCCUUUACAAACUUUUUUCAGAGCAAACCAAAUGAUUAAGUGUCCCCCGUCACUUCAGUCCACCAUCUCAAUAAGCCGCCAUUGCUAGAGUUGCCACAUCUACAGGGCACCUUGGAGGAAUCCUGUGAAGUGUUGCUAGUGGGGUGGACUUCCCUCUCACAAGUUACACUAAAAAGUGUUAAUGUGCUUUUCAUGCAGUCUCAAAGCCAAAGUACAGUAACUCAGAAAUUGGAUCCACACAACUCACAAUUUGGAGCUAUUUGGGAUUCGAGCCAAAGAAUCCCACUGCUCUGCCUUGAAGAAGCUUUUCAAGAACAAGCAGUGCCAGGCCCAUUCGUGCAAAACAAACCCUCCAGCAGCUGUGUUCUGUUGUUCAUCUGGUUUUCUCACACAUAUAAUUUAUGGAGUUGCACGCAGAUUUGCAGGCAGGGGGGUAAAAUGUCAAAGUAACAGGUGAUGUUACUUGCCUGACAUUUGCUCCAUUCUAGAUGAAAACCAAGCACAGAUGUGGAAACUUGACAUUCUUUAUCCACAGCAUUUAAGAAAAUUAAUAUAAUUUUUAAUGUAGCAGCAGCUAUUUAGUGUUUUGUUUGAUAAAGUAUGCUGAUUUCUGUGCCUACUGUAUAAUGGUUAUCAAACAGUUUUCUCAGGGGUACAAACUUGGAAAACGAGCAUGACACUGACCAGCCCAAAUCAGAAUCAUGUCUCCUUGCUUUGGUAGGCAUUUUACAUUGUUCCAUUAUUUUUUAGUGUUUGUGCUAGCUUCCCUUAUUAGGUUGCCCUAAUAUUUAAAACUAAAUUUCUAAGACUAUAGAUUUUAAGUUUCUUUUAAAAAUUGUGUUUUUUUAUGACAGUGUCAGUUUUAUAAAUAUAUGAGCAAAUUCAAUAUUAUUCAUAAACAUAGGAUUCCAGUGACUUACUAUUUGAGAUGACUACUGAGCAAUAUCUGGCAGCAUCAGCUGUCUGUAUAGGUCGGAUUGGCCUCAGUUCCUCCUGAGAAGACCAUGCUUUGAGCCCUGGUUGCCCAGGCAGUGUGACCAUCUCUGACACCUGCUAGCAGGUGUUCUUUCUCAUCGCACAUCUUAGCAAUUCCUUCCUCUUCAUCAGUCCAAGCUAGUUGUUUCAGUCCUCAAACUUUUAAAUAUAAAACUAUAAAAUAUAAUGCUUCUUAACAGGGACAGUUGCUUAAGGGCUCUUUCAUAUAGAAUGUCAUUACAGCAGAUUUGAAUCCUUGGGCGUACCUCUAUUAAAGGUGCAGCAAUGGCUUUGGGAGCUGUCAAGAGUGGGGUCCUCACAGAAUUCUUUGUUUACCCCCGAUCUUCACAAGUGACGUCUGGAAUGAGUGUGGUUCUUGGAAAAGCAGAUUGCAGAGCUAAAAACUGUAUCUUCUAUUUUCCCUGCCCUCAGGUUGUCUGUGUAUUUUAUCUUUUGAGAGUUAAGGCCAAAGUACUUGAAAAUUUGGAAGAUCUGAAGAAGUCACGAUAAGUCCCUUUUUAUUUAUCAUUCGAGAUUCUGUAGUGUAUGUGCACAUAAUGGAUCAGGUUUUUUUUUCUUUUCUAGCCCAUGAUGUAUCAUUAUAAAAACCAUGUUGUAGAAAAAAGCCUCAACAAGGGACAAAAAUCUACUUAGGUAGUACUCUGCUUUAUGAAUCCUGAUUUUAAUUGCUAGGAUUCAAUUAAAUCCCAGAGCUUCCUGGUAUAUGAACAUGUGGAGUGAAAUACAAUUAAGUAUGUAUACACAUAGUGCAGUCAAACCACAUAAUAGCUCAUAGAUAUUUUCAACAAUGAAAGUUGUAUCACACCAGAGCCACCUCUAGACAGUUUGCUCUGUCCUGUUAUUUCUCCUGUUGGGCUCCUUCUGUUUGCUUCCACCCCAGACCCUGAGACCUGGGUUGCCUUCUCUCCCUGCAGAAGCUUGUUACCACACCCUCUCUCCCCCAAUUCAUGCCUCUUUUCCCGUCAAAACUCACCAGUCCUGUACCUCAUCUCUUUAGGAUAAGUGUUUAGGUCUCUAAAGUGUCUCUUUAGGCCAAGGUAGAAGUUUAUUGAUCUUCACUCCACUAACCUGAGAUAAUGGAAAAAGGCUGGAAGAGAUUGUUUGAUUUCCAUCAUGUGUGUUGGAGCUGCUACCAUCUACCUACAUAACGACUCCUUUGUUCAGCUCAUGGUGCAUUUCACCGGGUCUCUCAAGUCCUCUCACUCCGUCCAAGGCAUCAUAGCUUUUUCUGUAUGAAGCUUCAAAGUGCAGCUCACCUCUCCCCUGCCCCUGGGGAUCCACACACACGAUCACUGGGUUAAUGAGCAGCAGAAUGUCUCUCUGUUAAGUCUGGGCAGGCUCCUUAUUACUUGUGACAGGCUUAGAAGAGUGUGACUUAGGUCUGAGGUCAGAACAGAUUUCUCUAUCUUUCCCCUGUUGAAGACUGCCAGACCUGAGCUGCAGGUGGGAAGUGAUUACCACCCAACCCCUGGGCACCUGGGGGCAGGGGGAGGGGAGGGAGCCAGAGGGAAGAGGGCACCCUCUGUCCCACAUCCGGUUGCCUGUGUCACUGCAGACCCUGGUAAAUGUUCAGUGCCGGGACCCUGCACAUGGGUGAGAGGUGGUCUAAUAGGGCCUUGCUCUGUGCAGUCAGAUUAGCUCCUCUUCUGAGGGAGGGCUUCCCUCCAGCCCUUCCUGACUGGGAGAAUAAUUGGGAAACCCACCUUUCCAGCCAAAGUUUCCAGUUAAAGCCCAAUCAUUGGUUAGAAAAUUCUAAAUGUCUGAAAUAUAUGCCAGUAUGUCUUGAUUAGAGUGCCAUGUAAAGGAUACAUUUCACAUCUCCUCCAAGCCAGCAAACCAGACUUCCAUUGUGAGGAAUGGAGAUUCUGAUGGUCAUUGUGACUGCAUUUCUCUUAUGAGUGGCCAUCUGAAAUAAUAUUUAACAUAAAAAUAUUCUUGGAAGACUUAGCUAGGCUUUUGACAUUAGACAGGCCUUGUAAAUUGAGUGUUGCGUGGACUAGCAUCCAUAUACGAUUGAAGUCUUCAGUGUGCUAAACCUGUCGGAGCCUGAGCUUGACAUUGUGGCCCAGGUAUCUGGAUGGUUGGGUAUUUAUUGCUUCAGUGAUAGAGGUGCUCCAUCCCUGCAGUUUACACACAGUGGCAGCCAUUCCCAGAAAAAUUUAAAGGCAGACGUUUCAGCCUCAUUUUCCAUACCAGCAUUGCUUUCACGGCUCGUGGAUCUGAAGGAUUGCAUUGAGAACAUCUAGUCCUGUUGCACUCUCAGAAACUGUGGUAAAAGUCACAUUCUUAAACCUUCAUGCAACUUGUAUUCUUGUUAGAAAUCAGUCCUGUAAUUUUUUAGUUGUCUUCAUACUGGCCAUAUUUAAAGAACGUCACAGUCCUUUUUUGUACUUAAAUAAUUAGAUGUAGUUUAGUGAAGGAGACAUGUGAAUGUUUUCUUCCAAAAGGAAUUUGGAAUCAGUUUUAUGAUGGUUUAAAAUGAAAGUGCUCCCUAACCUGUUAAUAUGCAGAAAAUAUUAUCUCAAAUUUUUCUACUGCCCAGGCACAUAAUCUGAUAAAACCUUUUUUUUUUCUAUUUAAGGUAACUUUUACUGUUUUCUGUUUUGAACCAUGUUAAUUUGAAAUUUGUGUAUCUUUUAUAACAUGCAUUUCCCCCCUUAUUUUGAAAGUAUAAAAUAGGGCAUCUCAGAAGUCAAAUGUGGGAUCAUUAGUUAAUCACUACAACUAGGCACAUAAUGGCAAUUCAGUCAGGUUUUUUACUGACUGAGUCCCAUCCCAGAAUGUGUUGAUUCAGCAGAGUUCUCCAGCAGGAUGGUGCAUGCCAAGAUCUAGCUUGUAUAGAUCUGAGACCAUUGGCGCACAGAUUCAGAUCUACUGUAGAAGUGACUCCACAGGUUGAGUGAAAACUUGGGUCUUACACAGGUAUCUUAUCUACUCUAAUUUUAAAUAUUCACGGUAACUUUUAUAUGAUGGGUUAACAAUGCGGGACAUGUUUGUACCAACCAAUUAAGUUGGUUCUAGCAAAUCAACACAUUGAUGCAUGAGUUUUACUGAUUAGAAUGAGCACUCAUUCUCCUGAUAAACUCUUAAAAGCUUUUAUUUUAAACUGAUACUUCCUGCUGAAACAAAGUUUCAUGGUACCAUGGCCAUUUUAUUUUUUAUAUCCAGAAGAAUAUCUUUGACAAAAGAAAACGAUUUGUGGCUAAACUUACUGGCAGUGUAGCUUUUAGACAUGACCUUAGAAUAUCAUUGGAAAUGACUUGUUUUGAGUUUGGUCUAUUUAUACCUCCAUGGAUUAUGUGCCAAGGCUAUUAAUAUUUAAACCUCUUACUUCAAUUAGGCGGUGAGAUUUUUAUUCUUUUUCAGUUAGUACUUUUUGUCUUUUAACUAUUACAUGAUCAUAUUCAUGCUGAUUCUAACACAGAUGAACUGUCUUUAAUGCUGGUAAUAGAUAAGAGAACAAUAUUCUGUUAAUUGAGAUGUCAGAUUCUGUUGUAUAUGGUAAAGUUUCAUGGGAUGUGAUUUGAAUAUAUCCAAAUCCUUAUAGCUAUGAUACUGGAUUAUGAUGGAAUUUUAUUAUUUUUAAUCAUGAAUAGCAUUUCUUUCUCCCUACAUUAAGAGUGUUAAUAUUUUGGAUUAUAAAUCAUGUUAUCAAGAGAAUUUACAUGUGCGAGACAAAUAAUGUGGGACAUUUUUAUGAAAAUUAAAAGUAGUGUUUUUGGAGGGAAAGCCUCUGAAUUUUUUUUAAUAUGGGAGUGCCUAGUUGAAGAAAUACAGAAACAAUAAAUUCAAAAGCUUUUAAAUAAGUAAACUGUAACUGAUUGAAUAUUAACCAAACACAAAAAGUAAUAAAUAUUACUCUUUGGUUGCUGAAACUGAAUACCCAAAAACUUAAAAGAUGCGUUGGGGAAAAAAAACGAAUGCUUAAUUGAUAAGGAAUUAAUUUUUAUUACAUUUAUUAAUGCAUAUAUCAUCUAAAAUUGCCUUUGCAGUAGCCAAUCAGAGCUUUAAAACAAAAAAUCUAACAACAUAGACCUUACACUGCACAGAAUCCAAAAGUAAUUUGUAUACCUGAUUGAAUUUCACCUAAGUGUAUUGAAUUUCUUUAUACAUUUAAAAUGUACUUCCCUUUAGAAUUACCCCAUCUUAAAUAGGUAGCUUUCAGUUUCUGAACUUACUAUUUUUUCCUAAGCAUUCCAGUGGUAUAUUAUAAAAGAUCAAAAGAUUUUUAGGUGGUAAUGCAAUUUUAUUUACAAAACAUGGACACGUUAACUGUUAGGUUUAACCUUAGCAUUAGUAUUUUUGUAGUUGACGAUAGAAAACAAUACUGAAUAAUUCUCAUAAAAAUUUUUUUCAAAUCUCCCCAGUUUGAUUUUCAGGACUUUUCCGCAUUAUUUAUUGAUACAUCCUUCAAUUCCAUUUUUUCCGUCCAGCAUAAUGUUUCAGAAAAAUGUGACUGUUAUGAAUACAACACACAAAAAAGAAACCCACUUCCACUCAUGGUUGUGGAAGGGUGGAUAUUCCUGGGAUUGGGAUUUAUCCAAUUAUUUCCUCCAAAAGGGACAAGGCUUUUUUUUUUUUUACAUUUUAAUUCAGAAUUGCUUGAGAAAAUUUGACCUGGAUAGAGAGACAUCCUCAGCUUGAGAUGGUGCCACCUUAAAGUAUGUCCAAAGGUAGAGUCGUUUUAAAGCACUCAGCUUUGCUCAUUGGAGUGUGUUCCCUUUCCUUCUCUUUUGUUAGCCAGCUAGAAGUCAGGUCCUUACAAUGCUAGACCGUCACCAUUUUUUUCUUUCAAAAUUGCAUUAUAGUGAAUUACUGUUUACAAAAUACACAUACUGUGAACAGAUAUAAGUUUUUGUCUUUUAUAAGGUUGUUUGUAGAAUGAGUGUUUUUUUAAAGGGGAUGUUAUAUGUUAAAUAUUUUCAGUUUUUUAUAAAUACUAGUUAACUGUUUACUAAUUUUUGUUUGGUCAGGUGUGUGCAAAUGUAGCUGAAAGGGAGAAACUGCAAAUCCAAACUGGCUGAUUUCUUGAAAUGUUACCACUACAGACUUUUUUUUUAAUCCUGAAUGAUCAGUUGCGAUGUUCUGUACCUAAGAUUGCGCUUAAUCAUGUCAGGAAACUUAAAUACACAUACGCAGGAAGCAAACUAUAUAGAUUGCAGUAUAUUUGUGUGUUUCAGUCUGGUUCACAGAAUUUGUAGUUUAACAUGGAAUAAAAUAACUCCACUUACAGAGAUAACAACUGAAGUAUUUUCUGCCUUAAUGAAAAUUUGGAAAUUAUGUUGCUGUUAAAAGGAAAAAUUUGGACACUUUAAAUCAUUGUAUAAUUUCAGAAUUUAGUUUACUUUUGGGAAACAUGGUCAUAGCAAGAACAUAGAAUUAUAAGUAACCUAUUACUAAGACACUUAAAUAUAAAACUAGUAUGCUUGGCUGUUAACGCUAAAGAUGUUACUUAUGUCUGUUUUUAAAACAUGCAUGUAUUUAACAAUUUUAUCAUAGUAUUGUCAUGGAAAAAAUAAAUAUAUUUUCUUACACUGA
Dama dama (fallow deer) is the source of this 9945-nucleotide messenger RNA. RefSeq names its product LIF receptor subunit alpha (gene LIFR). Gene Ontology annotation, biological process: cytokine-mediated signaling pathway. Gene Ontology annotation, molecular function: cytokine binding; cytokine receptor activity. Gene Ontology annotation, cellular component: signaling receptor complex; external side of plasma membrane; membrane. NCBI's taxonomy places the organism in Eukaryota, Metazoa, Chordata, Mammalia, Artiodactyla, Cervidae. The coding region runs from base 163 to 3450 and encodes 1095 amino acids. The transcript has 20 exons. The record is from RefSeq and is a predicted model, not a curated record.